Messenger RNA from Solanum lycopersicum (tomato), 1316 nucleotides. NCBI's taxonomy places the organism in Eukaryota, Viridiplantae, Streptophyta, Magnoliopsida, Solanales, Solanaceae. The record is from RefSeq and is a predicted model, not a curated record.
UCAAAAUGAACUAAUAAACCAUACAAUUAUUGUAGCCUUGGAUUCCAAAUACACACACACUUAUCAGCCACAUGCACCCAAGCUACAUUGAUGCUCAUGAACUUUAUAUGUUAUUCCUUUCGUUUUUUAUAAAAGUAUAAAGUCAUCAAUAUAAAUGUAUAGGUUAUUUAUAUUUCAUGGUACUAAGAAGAUCUCAAAUAUAACGCUACAUAUUAUUUUUCACGGUUCAAUAUAUUAUUUAAAUAACAAAAAUUUUUUUUUUUUUUAGACUUCAGAAUAGAAUAGAUUCUAAAGUGUAAGUGCAACUUAUUAUUACUGUUAAUACGAUAUAAAUAAUUAAAACCUGAUAGAGUAAAAAUAAAAUAAAAUUUGCGGUCAAUGGGUAUUAUAGCUUACUUAAUAUGUUUCAGAACUAAUGGAUUAUUCAAAGUUUCCAACAAAAAGGGUACACCAUCUUAAUAUUCCAUUAGAGAGGCCACCAUCAACUUGGAUGGAUCCUUUAUAUGUACCAGAGUGUUCUCCAUUUCUGAUAACACAAUGGCCAUAAAAUUCUGUUUUUUUCCUCCAGCUUUAAUCAUCCUAACAAUAUUAGCUUUCAGUUCUUCUGGAAAUGCUCAAGUGUCUGAAGUAACAACUUCUAAUCAAGCUCUUCUCUAUGCUUCUCCACCAUUACCAAAUGGAUGUCCCUAUUCUUGCCUUCCACCACCUACCCCUACCGACUGCCCACCGCCUCCAUCGUCACCACAGCCACCACCUUCAGGGCCAGUCAACUACCCUCCACCAAUGGGAUAUUAUUUGCCACCAGGUGGAGACUUUUUACCUCCACCGAUGUACGUGUAUGGUCCUCCACCUCCUAAUCCAAUUUUACCUUACCUCCCAUUUUACUACAAGAAUCCACCACCACCACAGUCUGAUUACUCUUCUGCUGCAACUCAUUAUGUGACAAGCAAGCAUAUGAAGAGCAAGUUAUUGCUACUAUUGACACUUCUCCUUAUCUGGUGAUCACCAAACAAAAGUGGCACGAUUUCAUAUUCAAUAUUUUUUAGUAUUUGGGACCAAGGAAGUUCAUGUGCAGCUAGCGCUAUGUAGUAGUACAAAUAUAACUCUUGCUGGGUGCAUCUGAGGGCAACAGUACAAGUGGCAAGUACUUUGAUUCUCUUUUAGCUAUUUUUGGAGGAGAAACUUGAAAGAAAAAAAGCAUUUCCUUUUUUUCUGAGUUAUUCUCCCACUAAAAAAUUUUUCCUACUCACCAAAAACCAAAAAACCUAACAAAUGGUUCUGGAGAGAAGAUUUAGUCAUAUUUAAGUAUUUCAUGA